UCCCUCGACCCGCCUGCGCGCCGCGCUCCCGCCUCCCGCCGCCGUGUCCCGGACGCGGCCCCGCCCCCGGCGCGCGGUGCGCAGGCGCGGCGGGAGGGGGGGGGGGCCGGCGAUGAGCGUCCUGCUGCCCAACAUGGCGGACUUCGACACGAUCUACGAGCUGGAGGAGGAGGACGAGGAGCAGGACGAGCCCGAGCCCGUGGUGCGCAGCCAGGAGCUGCCGCGGCCCCGUGACGCGCCCGACCCCGUGGCGGUGCGGGGCGCCGGGCACAUCACCGUGUUUGGCUUGAGCAACAAGUUUGAUACAGAAUUUCCUUCUGUUCUGACAGGGAAGGUGGCCCCCGAGGAGUUCAAGACCAGCAUCAGCAGAGUGAAUGCCUGUCUGAGGAAGAACCUGCCCAUCAACGUGAAGUGGCUGCUCUGCGGCUGCCUCUGCUGCUGCUGCACCCUGGGCUGCAGCCUCUGGCCUGUAGUCUGUCUUAACAAAAGAACUAGAAGAUCAAUUCAGAAGUUAUUAGAAUGGGAAAAUAACAGACUAUAUCAUAAGCUUGGUUUGCACUGGAAGCUGAGUAAAAGGAAAUGUGAAACUAGCAAUAUGAUGGAGUAUGUAAUAUUAAUAGAGUUCUUACCAAAAUAUCCCAUAUUUCGACCUGACUGAGGAACAACAUUGGUCUUUUAUGUUACCUAUCAUUUUCUACCCUUAGUGCCUUGUAGAUGAUUUUGGAAAGAAGAUGGUCUACUUUGCUGUGACUUAAAAUGUUCUUCAGUAGAAUAUCUUCCUCGCUGUUACUUUCUUUUGUUAAGAAGAGAACAAUUUGCACAUUUUUUAUGUUAAACGAGGCUUCUAUGUUGCACUCUGAAUUUUUAACAUAAUAACUGAUAGAGUUGCCACUAGGGAUCUGACAUCAGUGCUGCUUCAGCUUGUUCUGAGCAUGCUGCCUUAUUAAUUUCUCAAUUAUUUGCUGUCCUCAAAACGUGCAUCCUAAGGCUGUGUCAUCCUUUAUUCCAUCCUAAAUGUCUCAAUCCUAGAACCCCUCAGUAGGAAUGUCCAGGUAAUUGUCUCGUAGUGAUGAUUUAGUAUAACCUGCUUGCCUAGGACUUGCAAUCAACAGCACUGGGUUUGUCCUGCACCUUGCAAAAUCAUCAGACAUUAGUUUACCCACUCUGGAAUUGUAAAUAUUGACUCUUUGCAUAAUGUAAAGUGUGGUAUGCCAAGGUUUACAGAAUGUAUUAUAGCUCUUACUCUCUUGCCAACAGUCCCACAGUUCAUUUGCUCAUGUCCCUGGAUUGUACAGACCCACCCACACGUGGUUUUAUGGGAAAGCCAUAAGGAGUUUGUACAUACUCUCAGAUGUGUAGGGCUCAGUUGCACUUUGUUUAGUAAAUGGAUGAAAAAUGCAGAGCAUUUCUGUCUGUCUUUUUAUUUUAAAAAAGCAUUUCAGGUGGUGUUUGCAGCACCUGAAAUAGGAAGCUGAAAUGUGUCCACCUCCAAAAAAGCUGCAUUUGUGGGAUAGCUGGCAGCUGCUCUUAACAAAAAAUACUCUAAAGUCUCUUUUUGAGUUAGGAAUAUUUGGAUGUCAAGUUUUGUUUUAAAGUAAGGGGGAAAAAAGGUCUCAUAAUUGGAGAUCUUCAUUACUAAGGAGAAAGAUUUGGAAGAGCUGAAAAUCAAAGCUGAAGUAACACCUUUGUUACUGUAGUGUGAUUGUACUUCAGCAUUUUAACAGUUAAGUGACAUGACAUCCUUUCCAGUGGAAAUGAAUUUUAUCUAAAUCAGUGGCAUUUCCAAACAUGCUGAGGGAGGAAGUGGAGCAGUUGAAAGGGCUCCUGUUUUGGCAGUCAGGCAGUGUCUGGAAAGCCCCAAAUGCCUUGUGGAAUUCAGUGUUAUUUCGGAUACUUCCCUGUUUGCCUGAUCUCAGGAAGGGAAGUAAUUGUAGAAGAACUUCCUGCAAUGACUGACCUAAGCAAUACCACUUGAUAAUAGAAAGCAAAUGAAAAUUGGUGCAAAUUUUCUCCCUUUCCUAACUACAAAUAAUUUAAACCAGCAGACGGCUGAGUAUCUGCAAGUUGGGAUGAAUAUUAUCAUCAGUGUCCAGGCAUUUCUUUGCAGCAACUUGACUUUCUGCAACAUCAUCCCAAGUUGCUUUUUAGUUUCAGGGUGACUUGGGAUUUCCUCUGAAUGUAUUUGCAUACUUUUGGUUUGCAGUAUGGUAUUAAAACACAGUAUUUGUAGGACCAUUGCAUUCUAAUAUGUGUAGUAGGUCAGAUUUCUUUCCACAGUGUUUACAGAAGGCCAGUUUUGUGCAAAGUUUGUGCUGUUCCUCCUGCACAGCUGAGGAGGAUCAGAGUCUGGGAUCUGCACACUUCAUGCAGCAGCUUCAUUUGACUGGUAGAUUGGUGACAGCUGAGUGUGUAAUUGCAUUUGUAAUACAAAUAAAAACCUCUUGUGUGGUUCGAGUUUAAUGUCAGCUACACCUUGCAACUUGCAUUUCCAUCACAGAACCAAGCAAAGUGUUGUCUCCAAUUUAUUUUUAAGUUUUUGGGAUGAGUGUUAACUGGAAGCAGAGAAAAUAAUGGCAGAAAAACACAGGGUAAACCAAAACUGAAAUAGCACACAGCAGUUCUCUGGAUUUCCCUGAGUUUCUGGAGAAAAUGAAGGGAGCUUGGCUUAAUUAACAGAACAAUGGAAGUUUCUUAUUGUUAUGCCAGAACUUUGUCAAUGAUUUUUGUGUUUUGUGCGAGAAGCUCAAGAAAUCCCAGCAAGUUCUUAUUUUCUUCUUUCUGUAACUGUACUUUUCCAUUUGAGAACAGGCACUUUCUGUGGAAUCCCAGAAUAGUUUGGGUUGGAAGGGACCCUAAAGCUCCUCCAGUCCCACCCCCUGCCAUGGGCAGGGACACCUUCCAGGUUGCUCAGAGCUCCAUCCAACCUGGCCUUGAGCACUUCAGCACAUUAAAGUUUACAUUUUAACUAUGUAAAUUCUGUACAUUUUACUUUGUCCUUAAUUAUUAAUUGUGCAGUCUCCAAACCAUGAAUGGGCCUCCUCUUUUGUAUUUUAAUAGACAUUUAACUAUGUGGCCAUAAAGCAACUAGUAAAGAAGGAGAGCCAAAACUGCCAUUUCCAUUAAGCUCCAUGUUUAAUAAGUAGAUAAAUUUGCAUUAAAAUGCAAAGCCAGCAGCAGUUACUAUAUUUGCAUCUGAAAGAUCCAAGCUCAUUGAAAGGUGAGGGCAGCUCUAAGUGCUGCUGUGAGCUCUCUACACAGGUUUUGCUUUGCCUGGGCUCUCCUUUGCUUUAACAUAAAAACAUCCCCAGGUAAUUCUGAAAAUGUCAUUUUUGACAAUAAAGCCGUCAGCAUGAAUUGGUAAACCUGCUUAGGGAGGAUGUUUGUCAGCUGGAGAAAGAAUCUGUAGCAACAUAACAGAUUCAUGUCAGCAAAGUGAGUGGAAGUGGUAAAGAAAGUGCCUUGGCUGGUUCCAACAGCAGAGUGAGGAGAGAAGGGAACUGGUACCUCAGGAGGGGGAGUUUGCAGCAGACUUUUAAAAGCAGCUACUGUCUACCAAAUCAGUGUUUAAUUUUUCAUAUAAACAUGUUGACACUAACUUUCCUUUCUAGUUUUUAUCCAGGAAAUAUUUGGGUUUGUAUCCAGUGAGUUUGGUAUCUAAGGAGUACUGGAGGAGUAAAGAACACUGGCAGAGCAUCAGAGCUCUUACUGCUGAUCCCCUGCCUAUGCCUGGGAAGGUGUUUUACCACAGGAAUAUCAUAAAAAGUGUCCAAAGCAUGCACAGACAAGUCUGGGAAGUGUGGAUUGAGUUGUAAAUGGGUGGCUUUAACAACAGAAAAAAAAUUUUUGCUAAAUCUGGCGUGGUUUUGAUAAAUCCAAAAAAGGUUCCUCUGCUUUCCUUGCUUAGGUACAAAACUCCAUAUGCAAAACCAUAAAUAGAUGUUUAUUAUUGUCCCACUAUGAGAGUUUACUACAUUUCCUUGUCAACAUGUUACCAUUGGAGCAAUAAAAUGUCAAGCUAUUAACAUUCAACGUAAAUUAUUUAUCACUUUAGUAAAUAAUGUUUUGUGAUUCUUCUGCCAUUCUUUUGUUUUCUGCUUUUGGUGUUCUUACAGUGUUGUAACAUACUUGUACUGCUUCAGAAAAGUGGUUUUGUUUAAGCUGUAUGAAACUGUGUUCUUAACACUUUGAUUCUGUUUACAAGUGAACAGCCACUUUUUUAACAGGACCUCACAUCUGGAGAGUUUUCUCUCUAUUUUUUAUUUUAAAUGAAAAUUCUAACUGAGCUCGCUUUCUACAAUUUACUGCACUGGCUUGUGCCAUUGAAAGAAGCUGGAAGUCAGACAUGCUUCAUCACUUUGAGACAUUUUUCUUUAAUUAAAUUUAAAGAUGAAAACCUCAAA
Molecule: messenger RNA, 4400 nt
Organism: Pseudopipra pipra
Lineage: Eukaryota; Metazoa; Chordata; Aves; Passeriformes; Pipridae
Gene: CHIC1
Product: cysteine rich hydrophobic domain 1
Exons: 6
Coding region: 113-658 (181 amino acids)
Source: RefSeq, a predicted model, not a curated record